Acanthosepion pharaonis is the source of this 879-nucleotide messenger RNA. The record is from the annotation of a GenBank genome assembly. NCBI's taxonomy places the organism in Eukaryota, Metazoa, Mollusca, Cephalopoda, Sepiida, Sepiidae.
AUGUCUUCCCUUUUACUCUUCUACAUAAGCCUCUCCCUUCAUCUCCUUUUCUCUCUUCUACAUAAACCUCUCCCUUUUCUCCCUUCUACAUGUCUUCCCUUUUCUCUCUUCUACAUAAGCCUCUCCCUAUUCUCUCUUCUACCCUCUCCCAUUUCUCUCUUCUAUAUAAGCCUCUCCCUAUUCUCUCGUCUAUAUAAGCCUCACCUUUUCUCUCAUCUAUAUAAGCCUCAACCCUUUUCUCUCCCUCUCCUUUUCUCUCUUCUAUAUAAGCCUCAACCCUUUUCUCUCUUCUACAUUAGCCUAUCCUUUUCUCUCUUCUACAUAAGCCUCUCCUAUUCUCUCUCUUCUCCCUCUCCCUUUUCUCUCUUCUACGUAAGCCUCUCCCUAUUCUCUCUUCUACCCUCUCCCAUUUCUCUCUUCUACAUAAGCCUCUCCCUAUUCUCUCUUCUACCCUCUCCUUUUCUCUCUUCUACAUUAGCCUCUCCCUUUUCCCCACUUCUACAUAAGCCUCUCCCUUUUCUCUCUUCUACCCUAUCCUUUUCUCUCUUCUACAUAAGCCUCUCCCUAUUCUCUCUUCUACCCUCUCCCUAUUCUCUCUUCUAUAUAAGCCUCUCCUUUUCUCUCUUCUACAUUAGCCUCAACCCUUUUUUCUCUUCUACAUUAGCCUCUCCCUUUUCCCCACUUCUACAUAAGCCUCUCCCUUUUCUCUCUUCUACCCUCUCCCUUUUCUCUCUUCUACAUAACCCUCUCCCUUUUCUCUCUUCUAAGUAUCUCUCCUUUUCUCUCUUCUUCAUAAGUCUCUCCCUUUUCUCUCUUCUAUUUAACUCUCCUCUUCAUCUGUUUUACUUAGACCUCUUCUUUUUCUUUCUUCGACAUUAA